Oncorhynchus mykiss (rainbow trout) is the source of this 491-nucleotide messenger RNA. The record is from RefSeq and is a predicted model, not a curated record. NCBI's taxonomy places the organism in Eukaryota, Metazoa, Chordata, Actinopteri, Salmoniformes, Salmonidae.
UCCGACAUUGCCGCUUGUGUAACUGUCAUUGGAUGCGAUUUUGAAUGAUUAAGCCUGACUGGGUACAUACACUGUCAAUCAAAUGAAACCGGAAGAAAGAAAGGUUCCAUAUGAAAACAAUGUGUACGGAUAGCGGUGUGUCCUUACCGAGCCGUUCCGCCAUGCCAACUUCCCCGGUAAAGACGCGGAUCCCGCUCACGAGCUUCGGUCAUCUGAUCACCGAGGUGAAGAGACAGUUGUUUGGUAUGGAGGCUCCAGCCACUGUUAACCUGACUGGAUGGAGGAGACAUUUCAACAGCUACACACUACAGGGGAGACGCAACUUUGUCCUGGCUACCUAUGGUGUCCUAGCGUUGUCGGCAGCAGCCUAUAUGAUACGCCAUCGGAGUAAAGAGGACCCAAGAGUAGCCAGCCCCACUGCCUGACUGAAAAGACCCUCUCUCAAUAUCCCAACGCUUUAUUGGCCUGAUAUUCACAUUGAUUUCCAAUAA